This is a messenger RNA of Triticum turgidum subsp. durum (durum wheat), 930 nucleotides long. NCBI's taxonomy places the organism in Eukaryota, Viridiplantae, Streptophyta, Magnoliopsida, Poales, Poaceae. The record is from the annotation of a GenBank genome assembly.
AUGUCAUCAUCGGACGACGAAAGUCUCCCGGGGGAGUGCGGCUGGUGCCACGAUGAUCGAGGUCUGUGUGACAGGCCUCACCUGGACGAUGAUCGGCGAUUCAGCAUUAAGCUCGAGGAGACCUUCGAAGUUGAAACGCUUAUCCCAUGCCAUGCAAGACGUUAUGUCUUGGAGAGGAUGGAUUUUAAAGACCAUGAAAAUUAUUAUGAAACAAAGAAAAAUCACCCAAGGACUCAUCAUGAUGUGGAUUUUGAAGUAAAUCUGUAUAAUUAUGGGAGUGUGACCCAUUUUGGUUGCAAAAAUUGGGAAGCAUUUUGCAAGAUGUAUGGUUUUGAUGAGGGUAUGCUUGUCACCAUGGAUCUUGGUGAUCCUGACAUCGACCAAGACAAUAUGGACAUUUGGGUCCUUGUUGAUACACCUCCAGUUCUACCGCUAUCUUAUUUUGAUUGUUCAAACAAUGUGCGGAACAUGCUAGACAAAACCUACUACACCGAUGGCUCUGAGUUAACUUAUCAGGAGAAAAAUCAUCUGGUCGGAUUUUGUACUGAUCUUGAGAAUUACAAUAUCUACAAUCAAACUCCUCAACAUUAUGGUCAAUACGUGCCACUAGUGCACGUGUUGAACUAUGGUAACUACCAUGGAGAUACCUUGAGAAUCCCAGAGGAUUGUGUGCCUCAUUUGAUGUAUCAGAAUGGUAGCCUUCGUGUUUUGAACAUAUAUCCAGGUCAUCCUACGAAUCUCAACUGUCCAUACCGGAUUUCUAAAAGAAGUGGAGACAUGCUAAUCAGAGAAUGGAAAAAAUGUAUGGACAGUCGUAAGGAGGUUCUUGGAAGCAAAUGGAAGCGCCGCGCAAAAAUUGGAGACAGGAUGAUCUCCAUUCUCCAUAAUGGAGAGUCAGGGUCUAUAUUGUUUUAUGCUAUUUUACCUUAA